Messenger RNA from Dreissena polymorpha, 972 nucleotides. Its product is annotated as putative nuclease HARBI1. The transcript is spliced from 2 exons. Lineage: Eukaryota; Metazoa; Mollusca; Bivalvia; Myida; Dreissenidae. The record is from RefSeq and is a predicted model, not a curated record. The coding region runs from base 249 to 614 and encodes 121 amino acids.
CGUUUCAUCAACGAUCGCAUCGCAACUUUAAUGCCAAAAUAUCGCACAUUUCUUAUCGCAUCGCAAUUUGCGUUUCAUCAAAUAUCGCAUCGCCGAUUUGAGUUGCGAUAUUCGCACAUCGCCAAUAAUGAGGCUAUUUUGCGUUUCAUCAAAAAUCGCACAUCGCAAGAGCACCUGUUUUUUGCGAUAUUUUGCUUAAAACAUGCGAUCACACAAACCCAGUCGCAGACGGUAAAAAAAAAUUCAAUAUGGCCGACGUGUUGUUUUUUUUUAUGGAAAAUAACGCGAGAAGGACAGAGCGGGAGUUCCGGCCCCGUCUGGAGAUAGGCGGGGUUCGCGAUAUCGACUUUGUGAAUCGGUAUCGGGUAAACAGAACCACCGCACAGGAGCUAGUGGAGCUUCUGGGGCAGGAUCUUGCCAGAUCCGAACGUGGCGGAAAAACAAUUUCGCCAGAGACCAAGAUCCUCGUCAGCCUAAGAUUUCUUGCGAAAGGGGCAUUCUAUUCGGAACUAGCCGACACCCAUGGCAUCAGUCGCUCGAGCGUGUCCAGAACUGUGCAUAACUUUGUGGAGUCUGUCAACAACAACCUGGACAAUAUUAGGUACAUACUUUAACUGUAAGAUAGAUUUGAUAUAAUAUUAUUGUACUUACAGUUACAAACAGACAAUCUUAAGUCUACGGUUUUUCUUUUUUUAUCUGUCACACUUUAGUGUCCAUAUUCAUUGUCAGACUUUUACCUUAUUUUUUAUUUUUUUUUAUAGCAGCUCAUAAACCAAGGUCAAGAUCAGCAACUGCAGCACAAUUUUUAUUCUUAUAAGUUAUCUUUAAUUUAUUUUUAAUAAUGCUAUGAUCUUAACUGUCUAAAUAUUAUAAUUGUAUAUCACAUGCCAUAGUUCUUUCGUUUUUAACAUGUUAAAAUAAUCACGUUUAUUGUAUUCAGGUUAAUUAAUUUAUUUAUUUAUUAUAAUUGAU